AUGGCAGACAACUUCUUCAGCGGCUCAAUUUCUUCCGGCCACUUUGAAGCCUUAUCACAUCCCCACUUCUCUCUGGUUUCUCUGGAUUUGCACUCAAACAAGCUUCGAGGCGAGUUUCCCAACCUUGAAGGUCUAAGUCCUUCCAACAACAACUUGUCACUUUCAGGUUCAGACAGUUUCCCUGUGAACCAAUCCUCCUUGCAUACAUUGGAUCUUUCGGAUAACAUGAUUGCUGGGGAAAUUCCUAGUUGGAUCUGGGAAAUGGGAAACGGGUCACUUUUAGAUUUGAACCUUACUUGUAAUAUGUUGGUUGGUCUCCAAAAGCCUUAUCACAUCCCCACUUCCCUCAUGUAUCUAGACUUGCACUCCAACCAGCUUCGGGGCGAGUUUCCCUCAUUUUCGCUGCUAAAUGUAGCUAAUGUAGAUUUCUCAAAUAAUCAUUUUGAUCAGUUUGGAAUUCUUGACACUGGAAAUGACUCUGCUCCCUCUAGAUAUUUUGAAUUUUCACUCAGAAACAACAGCUUGUCUGGAUCAAUUCCAACCUUCUUUUGCACGGCUGCAACCUUUUUUGUUCUCGACUUGUCUGUUAAUCACCUGAGCGGUAGCAUUCCCCAUUGCCUAUUUGAAAACACCGUUAUACUCAAUCUAGGGAGAAAUAAUAUCAGUGUUUCGAUCCCAGAUAAAAUUCCUCCAAGUUGCCUUCAAAUGUCAUUAGAUUUGAGCGACAACAAUUUAGUAGGGGAUGUUCCACUUUCCUUGGCGAAUUGCAGCUCGUUAACAGUCUUGAACUUAUCCAACAACAAGCUAAGUGGAACAGUUCCAACCUCCCUUUGCAAAGCCUCACACCUUUUGAUUCUCGACUUGUCUGUCAAUAACUUAAAUGGCAAUAUACCACGCUGUCUAGUAGAGUCACAUCUUCUUGGCCUUAAUUUAGGGAGCAAUAACAUCACUGGUCGUCUCCCAAACUUCCCUGCCGGUUGUCACCUAAGAUACGUGGAUCUCAAAAACAACAAUUUAACCGGGGAAGUUCCUCACUCUCUGGAACAUUGUGCACAGUUAGAGUUCAUGAAUGUUGAAGGCAACCAUUUGAAUGGCACUUUCCCAUGCAUGCUUCCGUUGAACUUGCGCGUACUUGUGUUGCGCGCCAACAGAUUCCAUGGAGGGCUGAGACGUGACAAGAGCUGGUCAAAUCUUCAAAUAUUGACAAAGCUUACAAUAACUUCAGUGGCAAUGUGUCACGGAGACGUGGGUUUUAGAUUCCGGAAUAUCAGUAGUGCCACGGGGGGUGCGGACUACAACGAAAAGGUAUCACUAUCCAUCAAAGGGGCGGAGCGGAGUCUUGUCAAGAUUUGGCCAUACUUCACAUCCAUCGACUUAUCUUGCAAUAAUUUCCAAGGAGGCAUCCCUGACUCAAUCGGUGAGCUCAACGCACUUUAUCUUCUCAAUUUAUCCCACAAUACUCUCACAGGAACAAUCCCUAAGUCAUUGAGUAACUUGACGGGGCUUGGAGCGCUGGACCUCUCAGUCAACCAGUUAACCGGGAAGAUACCAAAGGAGAUUGCAGGGCUUACAUUCCUUCAGGUGAUGAAUGUAUCCCACAACAAGCUGGUCGGAGAGAUUCCAAUUGGCCCUCAAAUCCAAACAUUCCCCAUUGAUUGCUUUGAAGGAAACGUAGGUUUAUGUGGUCUCCCUCUCAGCAUUAGUUGCACAAAGGCUCAUGUUUCACCACCAAAUGUGAAAUCAGAUGAGGAGACAGAGAUUGAGUGGGAUUAUGUGUUUGCUACUGUUGGUUAUGUUGUGGGCUUCGGAAGCUUUCUAUGGGUGCUCAUAUUUCGCCGAAGCUUCAGAGAGAGAUACUUUGAGAAAAUUGAGGAUGUUUAUGAGAAGAUAGUCAACCUUCGGAAAAAGAAGAAGAGAAGGGAUGUAGGAAGAAGAGUUGUGAGAAAUCAAACCAGAAGAUAA
Salvia hispanica is the source of this 1962-nucleotide messenger RNA. Lineage: Eukaryota; Viridiplantae; Streptophyta; Magnoliopsida; Lamiales; Lamiaceae. The record is from RefSeq and is a predicted model, not a curated record.